Molecule: messenger RNA, 1113 nt
Organism: Clonostachys byssicola
Lineage: Eukaryota; Fungi; Ascomycota; Sordariomycetes; Hypocreales; Bionectriaceae
Source: the annotation of a GenBank genome assembly
AUGGCUCAGAAAGAUCAAAAGUUCGAAGGCUGGGUGGGUGAUAGCCCUGCUUCAGCUGAUGGGAACCUUCGUUGGGCCGAGUUUGAACCCAAGCCCUGGGAAGAGACCGAUAUCGAUAUCAAAGUAACUCACUGUGGUAUCUGCGCAAGCGACUUAUCCAUGAUGAGGAGUCAUUGGGGCCCUAUUGUCUACCCAUGCAUUGCUGGACAUGAGAUUGCUGGCAUUGCCGUGCGUGUCGGCACCAGCGCUACUGGUGAUAUCAAAGUCGGCGACCGCGUCGCUGUUGGUUCCCAAGCUGAUGCGUGCCUCGGCCGUUUCGGGGACUGCGAGUACUGUGACUCCGGCGACGACCAGUACUGCACCAAGCAAGUCGGUACAUUUGGCGGCUAUCAUUUCAAUGGCGGUGUUGCUUAUGGAGGCUUCGCACUCUAUCAUCGCUGCCCUUCGCAUUUUGUUAUCAAAAUCCCAGAGGAUGUUUCCUCUGCCGACGCGGCCACGAUGAUGUGCGGCGGCAUCACCACUUACUCCCCAUUGCGACAUCACAGUUGCGGCCCUGGGAAAAGUGUGGGCAUCGUGGGCAUGGGAGGACUGGGCCACUUUGGAGUUCUCUGGGCGAAAGCUCUCGGAGCUGAAAAAGUGACGGUCAUCUCGCGUACUUCUGGCAAAAGGGACGAUGCCAUUGCUAUGGGGGCCGAUGGCUUCAUUGCCACCGGCGAGGAGCCAAACUGGGCUUCGGACCAUGCUAGAUCUUUUGAUAUUCUCCUGUCAACUACCCCGUCUUCCAAGAGCGGCGGCUGUACUGAACAACAUACACAGGUGCCUAUCCAGGAUUACUUGGGGCUUGUGCGCAAUGACGGGAUAUUAGUCCAGGUCGGUGUGCCCGAGAGUCUCUCUGUCACUUUCAACCCACAGGUUCAUAUGAUCAUGAGAAGGGUCAAAAUGACUGGAUCGUUCAUCGGAUCCCCGGCAGAGACGAGGGAAAUGCUACAGUUGGCGGCUGAAAACAAUAUCAAGCCGUGGAUUGAGGAGUUACCUAUGAAGAAUAUUAACGAUGCUCUUCUUAAGAUGGAUGCUGGAAAGCCGAAGUAUCGGUAUGUCUUGGUCAACGAAUGA